Molecule: messenger RNA, 315 nt
Organism: Aureococcus anophagefferens
Lineage: Eukaryota; Pelagophyceae; Pelagomonadales; Pelagomonadaceae
Exons: 1
Source: RefSeq, a predicted model, not a curated record
AUCUUCGAUUUCGACGAGGAAAAGGGCAAGGCGACGGCCAAGGAGCUCGGCGCCUCGGCCAUCUUCCAGCAGGGCGACGUGCGCGAUCCCGCGGCCGUGGCGCACGCGCUCGAGGCCAUGGUGAGCGCCUUCGGGCGCGUCGACGCCGCCGUGUCCUGCGCGGGCAUCGCGCCGCCGGCGAAGACGCUGGGCAAGAAAGGGCCGCACUCGCUCGCGCUCUUCGAGGACGUGCUCGGCGUCAACGCGGUCGGCACGUUCAACGUCGCGCGCCUCGCGGCGGCGGCCAUGGCCAACAACGAGCCCGACGCGGCGGGC